AUGCCUACCAAGACCACAAUAGUCGUACCAAAGCACAGUCUGGUCGACUCGACCGAAUCCAGCGAAAAGGGUGUCUCUUCCAGACGACUCAAAAAGCGAGAAAUCGACCGACGAUGCCAACGUCAAGCCCGCGAACGAACAAAAUCUCGAAUAGCCUACCUCGAAGGUCUGGUGGAUGAUUUCCGGCGACAGGAUGCCACAGGCCAAGUCACAACCCUGAUGAAACAACUUCAAGAGGUGGAAGUCGAGAGAGACAUGAUGGCACGGACACUGAAAGACAUCCAAAAGGCAAUGGAUAUAACUAAGCCGUUGGGCCAGAAUGAGGAGCAGUCGAGCAGCAUCCACAUUGAAGGGGAUGGGGAGCGGAAAUCGAGCAUCACAUCCCUGACCGACGAUGCGCCCAUGAAUCUUAAAAUCGAACCUGUCGAAGAGAUUCCUCGAGUCCACGGUUUUGAUAUGGCCAACUUCACUUCUCCGCCUCCUAGCCAGCUCAAGCCGCAAGACAUGCUGUUUGCUCCGGAAAUCGUGCGCUUGGACAGUGACAGUCCGCUUUCCACGAGUCAAGUUCUAGUGCAGUGCAAGACCACCCGCGAAGAGAACCCAAUGCCUUCGCGAUGGGCCAACAAUUGGGCCAAACCCAACAGUUCGUGCGCCUGUCAUAGCCAUUCGAAGCAUGUACCCGGCCAACCUGUGCUCUGGCGAGGAAACUACUGGGUGUACGCCAACGAAGUGUUGAGCGAGCGCUUCAACUGGGGUGAAGAUGUGGAACCGGCGACCGAUGCCCUUUCGGACGACGUCCCCAUCCGUGCAUUACUGGAAGGUUGGGAUGCAGUCGCCAAACGAGGUCCAUUACAUCCUUCAUGGCAGAUUUUGCGUCGGAUCGAUGAGACUUUGUUUCCCACAUGUCCCAACACAGAACGUUUGGCAGUGUUGAGGGCAAUGCAUUCGCUUCUACAGUUCCAUACCGAGUCGACUUCGGAACGCUAUCAACGCCUACCGGCAUGGUACAUGCGCCGCCCGUCGCAGUCGAUAGCCCAUUCCUACGCGAUCGAUUACUUUGCUUGGCCAGGAAUCCGAGAACGAUUCAUCUUCAGUGAACAUAACUACUGCGAGAAUGAAUUCUGGCACUUGUUCUGUCGCAGUCUACGGAUCCUGUGGCCGUACGAAUUUCGCGACUGUUAUACACGUGAAGUCGGGACUGGUCUGUACAAAGUCAGCCCCAUGUUUGAUCAAAGAUUGUCAGAUAUCAAAUGCUGGACGAUGGGUCCCGAUAUAUUCCAACGAUAUCCGGAACUCUACAGCGACAUGCCUGCUUUCAAUCAUAUACCACAGACCGUGUCAGAUAAAACGUCCCAGCAGAAAAGGUUGCUCCCUCGGUCGACCUCGGCAAAAGCUUACAAGCCUCAAAACUCGGUACAGAAAGAGCAGAAAGAAGUGACCAAGCGUCCCACCGCUGAAAGUCAGUACAUUCCGACGCAGCAUAAUAAUAUGCUUAUCCAGCAAUCACAUUCUCAAGGGUACUUUCAGUCUGGGCAGACCGCCCAUCAAGCGAUCUCGAAUCCUCACCUAUACAAUCUGGCGGACUACAAUCCAUUGAUGGCUCUCGAUGCGUUUGCCUAUGGGGCAAUCACCGAGGCAGACUUUACCAGUGUAUACCAACCAAAUAUGCAGGACGGUUAUCCAAGUGUGACAUUCUGA
Exophiala xenobiotica is the source of this 1698-nucleotide messenger RNA. RefSeq lists its product as uncharacterized. The record is from RefSeq and is a predicted model, not a curated record. The transcript has a single exon. Lineage: Eukaryota; Fungi; Ascomycota; Eurotiomycetes; Chaetothyriales; Herpotrichiellaceae. Bases 1 to 1698 code for a protein of 565 amino acids.